Zophobas morio is the source of this 617-nucleotide messenger RNA. RefSeq lists its product as uncharacterized. Lineage: Eukaryota; Metazoa; Arthropoda; Insecta; Coleoptera; Tenebrionidae. The record is from RefSeq and is a predicted model, not a curated record. Bases 46 to 534 code for a protein of 162 amino acids. The transcript is spliced from 5 exons.
CAUAAAAACUUGCCGAACAAUAUUGACAACUGUCAAACUGUCGCAAUGACAAUUUUUUUUCUCAGCCUACGGACAGAAUCUUUGUUGGGAGCUGCGAUAAUCAUCAUCUUUGCUGCUGUCAAAACGGCCUUAAUCAGCAUUUACCCCUUCCCGGAAGCACCUCAGACUGUUGUCGUGUUGAACAUAGUGAUACAGACUUUGGGAGCUUUAAUCUUAAUAGUUGGAGUUCUGAAGGAGGAUCGAGUGUGCAUUAUAACCUUUUUGUGUUUUAAUAUUUGUGGUAUCAUAAUUCAGGCUCUGGGGCUUCUAACUCAGUAUUAUGUUCUUUCAGACGAAAAAGUUAAAUUGAGCUUAGUUAUAGUUCUCGUAAUGGAACACGUGCCUCUUAUUUACAUGAUUCCUACAGGAGUGGAUAUGUACAAAGCGGUCAGGGCAGCACACAUGCGUCUUGCAGACAGUUUAUCUACAUCGAGAGCCCACGAGCGCAUGGUGCAUCCGCCCAACAGCAAUUAUAUUCCGGGAAUAGGUCUUUAAUAAACAAUUUAAAAAAAAGUGUUUUCCCUGUUGUCGCAGUACUAAAAUUUUAAAGAUUUAUGACAGUGAAGGCGAUUUGAAUA